AUCCCCCUUUGUUACUCCCAUGUUUUGUUGUGUUUUGCCCCACAAGUUGGUCCGAAGAAUUUCAUAAAAUGAUAAACUACUAGACCCGCCAGAGACAUCACAGCACAUGCCGCAGUCUGCCGCAAGUUCGUGCCGCAGACGCACGUCCUUGGAAUUCUGCAUACCUGGCGCUAUUGAUCGGAACCACCUGUUGGGGCAGAACACUCCCACUCGUCAAAACAAAAUACUCAGCCACGUAGUCUUUAGUCAGUCGGUUCAAUAUGCUUCAACGAGCCACAAGAAUUUGGACGCUGUGCGUGCAGACAGCUUUAAUAGCCACCUUGGUCAGGAGUUCCAUGCAGCAGAAAGAUAAUCUUGUGGGGCGCUCUCAGAUAUCGUACAAUCCCAGCGAGCUCUCGGAAUCCCGCUUUUUGGAAUACAGCAAUCUUUCCGAUAAACUGCAUUUAAGAGAGGCCAUCGAAAAAAUCUUAAUACCCCGAGUUGUGGGCUCGGGAAACCAUACUAUUGUACGAAGGUAUAUAAGCCAGACCUUGAGCGAUUUGGGCUGGGAUGUGGAGGUGGACAGUUUCCAUGAUGAAGCUCCCAUCAAAGGAAAAUUGCAUUUUCACAACAUCAUUGCCACCCUAAACCCAAAAGCCGAGCGAUUUUUAGUGCUCGCUUGCCAUUACGAUAGCAAGUACAUGCCGGGUGUGGAAUUCCUAGGGGCCACCGAUUCUGCAGUGCCCUGUGCCAUGCUCCUUAACCUGGCCCAGGUGCUCCAGGAGCAACUGAAGCCACUCAAAAAAAGCAAACUGAGUUUGAUGCUCCUAUUCUUUGAUGGAGAGGAGGCCUUCGAGGAAUGGGGACCCAAGGAUUCCAUUUACGGAGCCCGACAUCUGGCCAAAAGGUGGCACAACGAAAAAAAACUGGAUAGAAUAGAUAUGUUGGUGCUACUGGAUCUUUUAGGAGCCCCCGAUCCCGCUUUCUACAGCUUCUUCGAGAACACGGAAUCCUGGUACAUGCGUCUGCAGUCCGUUGAGGCUCGACUGGCCAAGUUGGAACUCCUGGAGCGCUACGCCAGCAGUGGAGUUUCCCACCGCUAUCCCACGCGCUACUUUCAGUCACAGACCAUGCGAUCCUCCUUCAUUGAGGACGAUCACAUACCCUUCCUGAAACGGAAUGUGCCGGUGUUGCACCUUAUUCCGGUGCCAUUUCCUAGUGUCUGGCAUACGCCGGAUGAUAACGCCAGUGUGAUCGAUUAUGCGACGACGGACAACCUGGCACUGAUUAUUCGGCUUUUCGCUUUGGAGUACCUGCUGGGCGGAGGGGAGGACAAGUAGUCAAGUCAUGCCCCUUGGUGACUCACAAAUGUUGUAUCUAAUUACGCCUUAUCUAACUGACCUGUUCGAUAUCCAGACGCUGUUAAAUGUUCUUAUACCCGCCGUGGAACCCUUGUUAACUGACUGUGUGCUUCAAAACUACUUAAGCAGAUCUGAAAAACACGGAAACCAAAUAUUUUUAUACCCAUGUAUGUAUAGUUCAAAGAAAAGAUUGUUCAGCUAAUGACACGUCAAAUUGAUAUAUUUUUUGUAAUCUUUCGGUUGUCAAUAUUUAAGACUUAUAUAGUACAACAUAUACAUAGUAAAUGUAACUUAAAACAAA
Messenger RNA from Drosophila rhopaloa, 1641 nucleotides. It is a transcript of the gene isoQC, whose product is annotated as glutaminyl-peptide cyclotransferase. Gene Ontology annotation, molecular function: zinc ion binding; glutaminyl-peptide cyclotransferase activity. The transcript is spliced from 2 exons. The coding region runs from base 261 to 1319 and encodes 352 amino acids. The record is from RefSeq and is a predicted model, not a curated record. Lineage: Eukaryota; Metazoa; Arthropoda; Insecta; Diptera; Drosophilidae.